Messenger RNA from Labrus bergylta (ballan wrasse), 5846 nucleotides. RefSeq names its product zinc finger and BTB domain containing 42 (gene zbtb42). Gene Ontology annotation, biological process: regulation of transcription by RNA polymerase II. Gene Ontology annotation, cellular component: nucleus. Gene Ontology annotation, molecular function: DNA-binding transcription factor activity, RNA polymerase II-specific; protein binding. The record is from RefSeq and is a predicted model, not a curated record. NCBI's taxonomy places the organism in Eukaryota, Metazoa, Chordata, Actinopteri, Labriformes, Labridae.
CUUGUGCCAUUAUCAACCUGCUUGACACACAGCAGCGCCGAGUGCAGCCUGCCUUGCCAGGGUCGGACUGAAGCUCAAGAAACGACAAGGAGAAGCGAACAUCUGGCCGAACAUCAUGAAAGGACAGCGGGACUUGUAGCGAGAAAGACGACGAUACCGAAGGGGAAUAAAUGUUAUGAAGGAAGAAUGGAGUUCCCAGACCAUAGCCGCCAGUUGCUGCAGUGUCUGAGUCAGCAGCGUCACCAAGGUUUCCUCUGUGACUGCACUGUUCUUGUCGGGGAAGCUCGAUUCAAAGCGCACAGAGCCGUGCUGGCCUCCUGCAGCAUGUACUUCCAUCUCUUCUACAGGGACCAGCUGGACAAAAGGGACGUUGUGCAUCUCAACAGUGACAUUGUGACAGCCCCGGCUUUCAGUCUGCUCCUUGAAUUUAUGUAUGAGGGGAAGUUGGAAUUCAGCACUCUCCCGGUGGAGGAUGUCCUGGCAGCAGCCAGUUACCUCCACAUGUAUGAUAUUGUGAAAGUGUGCAAAGGAAAGCUAAAAGAUAAGGAAUUCUCCCCUCUGGAUGAAAAGAUGAGCGAGGGUUUGGGUCUCAGCUGUCUGGACAGGGAAAACUCCUCAGAUGGCGAGCUGCACAGUAAGCAGCUCAUCCGGCGACAGCCCCAGACACAGUCUCAUGGGCUUCAUCGGCCCCCCCUGGCAGAAGAAUUUGACACGGACAACAGCGAAGUCAGGCGGGCUGUCACAGAUUGUGAUAGGUCUACACAGAGCAGGCAGAAGGCAAACGGUCACUCUGGCAGGUCCCCGGACCUUGUAGGUGUCAAUUAUGUGUCAGCGGAGGCCGAGCCCUGCGUCCAAACAGCUGGAAAAACAAAAGCUGAUGUCAGUAGUUCCACCGUAUCACUGUCCCAGAGGUCCCGGGCUUCAGAUGACAUGGACUGUGCACUGGAUUUGUCUUUCAAGCCUCUGUCUAGUAGAGAUCCCUUACACCCCUCCUAUGUCUCGGGACAGCUGGCCCUCGACAGCCAGCAGCAGGGCACUGAGCCACUUGUUAAAGACGAACACGACUUGCUGUCAGAGCAGGAGGACAGUGAGCCGAUGAGCCCUGAGAGCCAGCGCUUUGGGAAUAGUGCCAGGAGCUCGGUGGUGACAGGGUUCGCUGCCCUCUUCCCAGGCAACAACGGCUCCACAGCCGCCCUGCUCUCCCAGGAGGAGGACCUGAUGGACGAGGAGGGGGAGGCCUGCAGGGGGAGGGAGGGCGCCCCGGGCAGGGAGCUAGAGGAGAGGAGGGGGAGGCUGCUGGGGGACAGCGAAGAGGAGGAAGAGGAUGACUUGGCCUCCUCAGACAUCUCGACCUCCAGCGGGGUGCUCCUGCCCCCGGGCCAACAGGUGUGUGUGUGUCCCCUCUGCAGCAAAGUCUUCCCCAGCCCCCACGUGCUGCAACUGCACCUCAGCUCCCACUUCCGCGAGAAGGACGGCGCACGCUCCAAGCUGUCCCCAGACGGCUCAGUCCCAACGUGCAUGCAGUGCAACAAGACCUUCUCCUGCAUGUACACGCUGAAACGCCACGAGCGCACACACUCUGGCGAGAAGCCAUACACCUGUGGCCAGUGUGGCAAGAGCUUCCAGUACUCCCAUAACUUGAGUCGGCACGCUGUGGUCCACACACGUGAGAAGCCUCACGCUUGUAAGUGGUGCGAAAGGCGCUUCACCCAAUCCGGGGACCUAUACCGCCACAUCAGGAAGUUUCACUGUGGCCUUGUCAAGACUCUCGCCAUUGGAUAAAUAAAAACACCUCUCACCAGUGCCACAACAUAAGACAGAAUGUCUUUUCAUACACUGAAUUCUACUACUGAACAGUUUCCUUAUGAAUACACACAUUUUUCAGUUUGUUGGAGACAUAUCAUUUGGAUUCUACCCGAUGUGGCAUUUGUCAAGUUUAAAAAAAAAAUGUAGCAACUGUACAAACUGGAGCCGUUUUCUGUGCGCACAAGUGGCCACAGGUUGUUUGGAUAAACAUGGCCGCUGUGAAACUCAUGCUGGAUCUGUGUGGACGAAGAUGAACAAAUCAGACGAUGCACUUGUUUGUUUCUGUCUAUUCGUGUCAACCUGUCGGAGUUUAUUUGAGGAGUGUAUCUGCUGAAAGAAAAGAAAAAAAAAAAUGCUAUGUUCAAACCUUAUGGGGGCAAAAUGCUGAGAGCUAAUGCUAAAAUAUGUUAAUACAAUCUUCAGACUGAGUGAGACUUUAAUUUGUGCACAUGGGAGAUCAGAACCGUCCGCAAGUAGCAAUAUAUGAUUUUUUUUUUUUAAUCUCCUAUAUUAUUAUUAUUAUUAUUGUUAUUAAUAUUAUUAUUUAUUUUGGAGAUUUUGUUUAGUCCUUAACAAGUAAACUGUCACGAGGCAGUAAAACUAAUGAAGUUUGACUACUGGAAGUAUCUUCUUUUUUUUUUUUCUUUAUGGAAGUAGAAGUUUUAUUUGGUUGAAAUGAAGUUCUAAGUUGUUUAUAAAAGAGGACAAGCAGACCAUCACAUCACCACAUUUCGUCUCGCCUUGGGGUGUGUUGCUAGGCUCUUCAGUUGCUAAUGUAAGCGAGCACAUGUUGACAGAAUGGCCUUGUAAUUGCUACUUUAAAAGAAGUUGUCUAAUCAGAGGAGGGCUGGAGAGUGGUUAAGAGCUAAUGCCUGUUAUGCUGGUGCCUACUGAAAACACUUCAUUUACUUAAACAAGAAUGAGAUGUACAGACUUGCCUUCUGGUCAAAAUCAGUACGUUUUCAGGCCUUACUUAAUAAAAAAAAACUGGAAAACCCUCCACAUAUCAGGAUGUAACAAAGGUAGUUGUUUAUUCUGGAGUGAGUGGCCUUAAAUACGUUUCAAGAAUGUGAUCAAAUUGCGAACCAAACUCUUGUCAAUAAAGCUUAUUAUUGACUUGUUUGAGUUAAAUGUUCAUCUUUGUCAGUAAAUGACCUCGUUAACACAUGGAAUGAUUUCGAGGGCACACUGACGCAGUGUUUAGGGCAGAUCCUCAGCAGGCAAGGACGGAAAAUACAGGUGGAUAAAUAGCGCUGUUUGUUCAUUUAGCUGUGCUCCUCGUGCCAUUCAGAUAAACCCACUGACCUUCCUUUUCUUUGAAUUAACUCCACAUUAUAUCUUCUUACUGUAUGUUUUACUGCUGAUGAAGCUGGGGCCUUAGGCGACGCUCUCUUUGCAAGAAUCUUUCGGCAUCCAGUGGAUUUUGUUGUGUCUGUCUACACAUGGAUGCUACAUUUAUUCUUAAACAAGGGCGUAGCGUUUGGAGUUCCUGAUGUUUUUGUCUCAUCUGUCCUGAGAAGACUUGAUCAGAUUUAUUUAUUAGUUUGACUUGGUUCAGGUUUUUACAGUAGGUGUAGUCUUUAUUUGUAUAAGCUUGAAAGACCUCACGUCUUGCCUAGCGAUCUUGGUACUCAUUAACUGGUAUUGGGGCUCAUUUUCUCUGUGCAAAUCGAGUUACUGUAAUCGCAUUUUAAUGUACAGUGUAGAGAUCUCUACGGAGGGUUCAAGAUUUGUCACAUGGAUCAUAGAGAAGCACUUGUUUUUUUUUGGUUUUUUUUAGCAUGCAUAUAGUUUAAACACUAUUGUCUAGGCUGCUAUUUCUUACUGUAUGUAUAUUUAAUGUAAAUAUAUAAUCUAUUUAUCAAACUGUUCAUUUUUUUCCCCGUGUCAACGUGAGUCAGGUGUCUUAUUAUCGCUGCAGUCUCUUAAAAGUGUCGCAUCCUUCACAGGAAGUUUGGUUCCCUUUUUCAUGUUGAAGACAACUCGAUCAGACCCAGAACAAAUCAGAACAUUUAACACCGCUGUGACCGCUGUUCUCCCACAGGAGACAGUUGUUCACAGGCGCAGCCUCACUGAUACAGCGCCGGCUACCUAUAGAAACCAGACAAUACAGGCAUUGUGAGUGUGUCCCCCCCCCAGCCCCCGCCCCCACCAGUCCCAGGUAGUUCUCAAGGGAUCAUUGUGUGUCUCCCUCCGAGCUGCAGGGAGAAAAGGCAGCACCGGUUUUUUUUUUCUCUUUGCACUUUUUCUGUAUUGAAUCGAGCCGUUGGAAUGUGAGAAAUGUAUUUUGCAAAAAAAAAAAGGAGAACAAGGACACUGUAAACAGGUGUAUUGUUUGGAGGCUUCAAAGAACAGACUCCCCUCCCUCCAUAUCCCAGCAUGUAGUAGAUAAACACUCCAUUGUUCCUCUACAUGGAGGAGCUGCCACGUUGAUUUGAUUGCACAUCUAUCAAGAGAAUAUCACAGUUAUUGGAGUAUUGUUUUUCCACGCGAGACUGAUAAUAACAUGCCUGUAAACUGUGGAGAAGAGGUCAGAUUUACCUGUCCAUUUCAACAUAGACACGCUGAGGUGUAUUUACUCUUUCAGGACACAUGAAUCAAUUCAUGUCUCAAUUUGCAUUUAUGUAUUUUAGAAUGUUCUUGAUCAAGAAGCCUUAGUGGAGAAGGAAUCGAACCAUUUCCCUCUGGAAAAACUGGGAUCUGUUUUCACUCUCCUCUGGCUCGAGUGAAUGCAGCUCGUGCAAAUUUGAAAUUGGCUGCCUGAUUACUUGCACAAACACUCCCGUUGUUCACAAGUUUAAUCACUUCUGUUAGUCGUCAGAUCAAAUAGGUAUAUUUCUGAUGUAGACCUGUUAAUAUUGUAUAUUUGAAUCAGAACACACUGGAAUGUAGAUUUUGUCACUAUUUCAUUUUUUUAAGGAACAUUUGUAUCGUGGUGCAAAAUGAACUGUUUGGUUUUCUAAUGUACAUGUGUACAGAGGUAGAAAAAACUAACAAAAAUGUGAUUCUUUUUUUUUUUUUUUUCCUUUUUAUUGUUUGAAGUCUUUAUUUAUACCUCCAGGAUGAUAACCAAAUGUGCCUUGUAGACACACAGAUAAGUGUUGCAUCUGGAGAAACCCUUUUUCUAUAUUGUACAUUUUUGCCCUAAUCUGCAGUGGUAACCUUCAAAUCAUAGCAGCAGUGGUCGCCCACUGAUUUUUUUCUUUUCUAUCAUUUCAAAAUAUACAUCAAGACAAACUAAAAGUCUGUUCAUUUCUGCUGCUUUGCGAGAGAUUACUUUCACAUUUUGAGAUUGAUUUGACUUUUUUUUGUUUCUGUGAAUACGUUUCUUUUUAAUGGCUGUGUUCAACUGAAGACAAGCGUUUUUUUUCUUCUUCUGAUUUGGCUUUUUAGAAGUCAAUACUACUGGGAACUAACAAGUCAGCUCCUUUAGUUAAUGUCACUGUUGAAUGUGAAACACUGAGAUGUUUGAUUGUUGAAUGGAAACAGUGCUACUCUUGAUGGAGGGCUAUGUUUGCCUGACUCAUGCUGUAUGACGUUUAAAAAAGGACUUCACUGAUACUGGAACUUUGUCCUCUGCAGGUUGCAACUGUGAAAUUGUGUAUAAUCAUGAGAAAUAUUUAUUAUUGCAUUUGCUACUUGUGCAACAUUUGACUUUCUCAGUUUUAAUUUGGAUUAAAAAAAAGCUUCUCAAUGUCAAACGGAAACUCUUUUUAAUAGAACUUGUAGAAGUGCCAUUAGAAUUUAAUAUAAUUUUUUAAAAUAAGAAAUGUAUAUUUUAUAGUAAUGAAUUACUUCAGUGUUAGGGGGUAGAGAUUAGAGGACAAUCCUUAUGCAGAAUUGACAUUGCUUAGAUAUGGAGGCGAUUUCAUUUGAUCUAUAAAUGUAUGUGCAUUUUCUUUGUUUUGCGCUUCUGGAGUGUGCCUAUGUGUGUGUGCGUGUGCGUGUGUGUGUGUGUGUGUGUGUGCUGUGGAAAUGUGACAAUCUUGAUUUAGGUCUUUCUUAAGAUUAUGCAUAGAAUUAAAAUGGAACAACUUUCA